This is a messenger RNA of Lactuca sativa (garden lettuce), 2907 nucleotides long. RefSeq names its product putative triglyceride lipase. Gene Ontology annotation, biological process: lipid metabolic process. Lineage: Eukaryota; Viridiplantae; Streptophyta; Magnoliopsida; Asterales; Asteraceae. The record is from RefSeq and is a predicted model, not a curated record.
GGGGAAUUUUGGUUGUCUUGGUUGGUAUCAUGAUUGUGAAUAUCGUCGACCUCGACCAAUCCACAUACAUUGGAGACAAACGUGUGUUCGGAUUUCCAUAACGUUGAAGAAUGAAGUGUCUCUAAUUUAGUAAUUGACCGUUACGUCACUUGGCGCCAAUGUUUUAACGUUACGAUAACCGCCGUUGUGGAUACAUCUAGACUUCUCAUUCUUUGUUCUCAACACUUUAUACAGUUGUUCCUGAGCACACACUCACUUCGUUUCUUUGUUCUUAUCCAUGGCUACCAAUGUUCAAUCUUACAAAACACAAUUUCACUUUCUCUAUUGCUCCACUGCCAAUUUCAAUCUACCAAGAUUUCCCUUCAUUCGAAACCCUAAUGUCAUCUCCCCCUUUUCUCUGAAGCUCAGGUUUUCAAUUCCGAAUACUAGAAGUCGAAAUGGAUUAUGCUCGCUUGUUUACGCCACCAAAUCAAACACCGAUAUGGAAACCGGUUUGUUGCGUGAAGAGAUUGAACGGCCUCCAUUUGAUAUUAAUCGUGCAGUCAUUCUCGCUGGGUUUGCGUUUGAAGCUUAUACAACUCCUACAGAAAAUAUUGGAAAGAGCGAGGUGGAUGCAGCUGGUUGUCAGACUGUGAUUCUUUCAGAGUCAUUUCUUCGUGAGAUUUAUGAUGGCCAGGUGUUUAUAAAGCUUAAGAAAGGUUAUGAUUUUCCUGCCAUGGAUCCAUGGGGAACAAGUGAUCCUUAUGUGGUUUUGCAAUUGGAUAGUCAGAUUGUGAAAAGCAAUGUUAAAUGGGGGACAAAGGAACCAACUUGGAAUGAAGAUCUCACAUUAUACAUCAAGCAUCCGCCAACCAUCGAUCUUCAGGUUGCAGCUUGGGAUGCUAAUCUUGUGACCCCCCAUAAACGUAUGGGCAAUUCCAUAGUCAGCUUGGAGUCCAUAUGUGAUGGAAAUUCACAUGAGGUGGUAGUUGAAUUGGAGGGAAUGGGAGGUGGUGGAAAGGUACAACUAGAGGUUAAAUAUAAGAGCUUUGAGACAAUUGAGGAAGAAAAGAAUUGGUUAAGGAUACCCUUUGUAGCAGAAUUUCUUCGAAACAACGGUUUUGAAUCUACUUUGAGAAAAGUUAUUGGCUCAGAACCUGUACAAGCAAGCCAAUUUGUUGAAUAUGCAUUUGGUCAAUUAAAGUCUAUAAAUGAUGCAUACAUUCAAAGGGAUAAUAGCAAUGUUUCUAAUGCACAAGAUUCCACAAUAUCUACAGACAUAGAUUCUCUAGAAUCUGAAAGCAACCGAAAAGAUUUGAAUUCUCUAGAAUCUGAAAGCAACCAAAAAGAUUUGAAUUCUGUAGAAUCUGAAAGCAACCAAAAAGAUGUAAUGAUAUCUGACAAAAACGCCUCACAAUCUGACAAAGAUUUUUGGAAGACUUUUGGUGAUACGAUUAGUGAGAAUGUAGUUAAGCAACUUGGUCUUCCAGCUCCUGACAAGAUUAAAUGGGAAGGGUUUGAUUUUUUAAGCAAAAUUGGACUUGAGUCACAGAGUGCUGCGGAAGCAGGUUAUAUAGAAGCUGGGCUUGCAACUCCAAGCAGUAGUCAGGAUUCUGUUAAUAAUGAUGAAAAGAGUAAUAAUAAUAAUAAUAGUUCAGCUAUUACAGCUAUUCAGUCAGCAUUUCCUGAUAUAAAGAAGGCAACACAAGAGUUAUUAAAACAAACUGAUUCCAUCUUGGGAGCUUUAAUGGUUCUGAAUGCUACAGUUACCGAGUUAACAAAAGAUGAUUCCAAAAAGGAGGAUUUUGAUAAACCGGUUUUGGAUGAAAAGAAAGCUGAGGAAAUGAGAGCUUUGUUUUCAACAGCUGAGAGUGCAAUGGAGGCUUGGGCAAUGUUGGCCACUUCAUUGGGUCACUCAAGUUUUAUAAAAUCAGAGUUUCAGAAGAUAUGUUUCUUGGAUAAUCCUGUUACAGAUACACAGGUGGCAAUUUGGCGUGAUUCAGCACGCAAAAGAUUAGUUGUUGCCUUUAGGGGAACAGAGCAAGUUAGAUGGAAGGAUUUGCGAACUGAUUUAAUGAUGGUUCCUGCAGGGCUAAAUCCAGAGAGAAUAGGUGGUGACUUUAAGGAAGAAGUUCAGGUUCACUCUGGAUUUUUAAGUGCCUACGACUCGGUCAGAACAAGAAUUCUCUCUCUUAUCAAAACAGCUAUUGGCUACCAGGAUGAAGAUGAAGAUGAUGGUGGUGAUGAGGUGUCCAAAUGGCAUGUUUAUGUAACUGGUCAUAGUUUAGGUGGUGCAUUAGCAACUUUGCUUGCUCUCGAACUAUCCUCCAGUCAAUUAGCAAAGCGAGGGGCUGUUGAUGUAACUAUGUAUAACUUUGGAUCUCCAAGAGUUGGUAACAAAAAGUUUGCUCAAAUUUAUAAUGAGAAAGUUAAAGACAGCUGGAGAGUUGUGAAUCACAGAGAUAUUAUUCCUUCUGUUCCUCGUUUGAUGGGUUAUUGCCAUGUAGCUCAACCUAUAUAUCUAGCUGCUGGAGAUGUAGAAAAUGCCUUGGAAAGCAUGGAGCUUUUGGGAGAUGGUUAUGAAGGUGAUGUUAUUGGGGAAUCCACCCCUGAUGUUCUUGUCACUGAAUUUAUGAAAGGCGAAAAGGAACUGAUUGAAAAACUAUUGAACACGGAAAUAAACAUUUUUCGUUCAAUAAGAGAUGGGACUGCCCUUAUGCAGCAUAUGGAAGAUUUUUAUUAUGUUUCUCUGCUUGAGAAUGUCAGAUUGAAUUACCGAACAAAUACAAAAUCUGUUGAUGGGGGUAGUUCAUCAGUCAAACAAGUAUAGUAAACGAAAGAUUGUUAUGAUGGAAAACUAAAAAUGCUUGUACAUGAUUUUAUCAAACUUUGAGUUUGAUUUUAGUGUUGUAAAUUUCUUUGGAGAUA